This is a messenger RNA of Myotis brandtii (Brandt's bat), 1368 nucleotides long. Its product is annotated as torsin-1B. Gene Ontology annotation, biological process: protein localization to nucleus; nuclear membrane organization. Gene Ontology annotation, cellular component: endoplasmic reticulum lumen; nuclear envelope. Gene Ontology annotation, molecular function: ATP hydrolysis activity; ATP binding; kinesin binding. The annotation marks the transcript as partial. NCBI's taxonomy places the organism in Eukaryota, Metazoa, Chordata, Mammalia, Chiroptera, Vespertilionidae. The record is from RefSeq and is a predicted model, not a curated record. The transcript has 3 exons.
GACGCCAUCAAGCCGUUUCUGGACUACUAUGAACAGGUUGAUGGCGUGUCGUACCGGAAGGCAAUCUUCAUCUUCCUCAGCAACGCAGGCGGGGACCUCAUCACGAAGACGGCCCUGGAGUUCUGGCGUGCGGGAAGGAAGAGGGAGGACAUCCAGCUGAAAGACCUGGAGCACGCACUGUCGGUGGGAGUCUUCAACAACAAGCACAGUGGCCUGUGGCGCAGCGGACUGAUAUACAAAAGACUCAUCGACUACUUCAUCCCCUUCCUGCCCCUGGAGUACACACAUGUGAAGAUGUGUGUGCGGGCAGAGAUGAAGGCCCGUGGCUCCGCCAUAGACGAAGACAUUGUCACCAGAGUGGCAGAGGAAAUGACGUUUUACCCCAAAGGUGAAAAAAUCUACUCCGACAGGGGCUGCAAGACUGUGCAGUCGCGGCUGGAUUUCCAGUGACGUCCAUCCGAGCAGGGCCCGAGGCAGCUGGGAGCUCAGGAGCGAGGGCCUGGCCUUUCAGAAGCAUUCUGAAGAUGUCGUCAGGGUUUGCACAUUUGUACCUGUGGACUUUUGGAAUCUAGAAGUUUCUAUGAGUUGAUUUUUGAUGAGCCGCUAAAUUGCCAAGUGCACUUGUCAUUUUGCAACAUGGUAGCAAUGCAACUGUUGUUGCAGUUGAAGAUGAACUUUUAAAACCCUUCUCCCCCACUCCUACUGACUUUGCAGAAGUGCCUUCAAACAGCUGUCUGUGUGAGACCCAUAACUGUGGCCCUCAAGCUGCUGUCCCUCCUGAAGUCCAGGGCCUGCUGCAAGCUGGGAGCACUGGCUGUCACCUGCCGGAAUCAGGCUUCCGCUCCGGUUCUCUCUUCACAGAGAGCGUCCCGACUUGAAGUAUUUUCAGUGGAGAAUGGUGGUGCCUUCAGGCGCAGGCCGCGUCUGGCGGGAGGACAUGUGGGGUCCUCGUCUGUGCGGCAGCCGGACGGACAGAUCAUCGCCGCCUGGCCGUUGCUCUGCUGCUCGGGGAACCCGCUCGCCUCUCCCUGUGGCACUUCUUCUGAACGUCAGUGACCACCAGCUUCCCCCACCGCUAGUCGGACUGGAACCAGAGCGUUGGUUUCAGUUUCAAGUCCUUGGUCCCAUGGGGAAAUGUUUGUUACAGUGUACACUUGGGUCAUUUUCUUGCUGUAACCCACAGAACCAUUUGAAAUCCUAGAACACGGUCAUCUCUGUGGAGAUGGGGUCAGCUUGCAGACUCUGCAUUGCCAAAGUGGAAGUAUUGUACACUAGAAACACUAGAGUUUUCAAGGAUGAGUGUAUACACACACACACACACACACACACAUAUUUUAAUAUAUUUUUCUUGAUUUUAGAGAGGAAGGG